CGAACUUGACCUGCCUGCAGACAAAAGAGAGAUCUGUGCAAAAUUUUAGCUUCCUAUCUUAAUUCGUUUAGACUGUAGCGUGAUUACAACAGACGGACAGACGGACGGACAGGGCUAAAUCGUCUUAGAAUUUUACGCUGAUCAAGAAUAUAUAUACUUUGUUGGGUCUAAAAUGAUUAUUUCGAUGAGUUACAAACGGAAUGACAAAGUUAAUAUACCCUCCAUACCUUUUUUGGUGGAGGGUAUAAAAACAAUUAAAUUAAAUAAAUAAAAUAAACACUCCCCAUCAAAAAACCUGCUGCUGUCAUCAAAUCCAGAUGCCCCGUCGCUGCAAUUGCCGUCUAUGCAGGAGCAAACACAACAAUCAGGAGAGUGAUUCUGAUUCACAGGUUUGCCGCGAGGCGUGGGCUCCCCAAGAGGAUAUACUGCGACAACGCGACGAAUUUCGUGGGAGCCAGCAGAGAGCUGAGGGAGCUUCAGGAGAAGUUCCUAGCAGGCCGAGAAACCGUGGAGGAAUACGCUGCCUCGUUGAACGUGCAGUUCAGCUUCAUUCCUCCGAGGGCGCCUCAUUUCGGAGGGCUGUGGGAAGCUGCCGUAAAACAGGCGAAGUUCCUGCUUCUACGAGCUGUCGGCAAAGUGCUGCUGACACAAGAAGAGAUGGUCACAGUGCUCGUAGAAGUAGAGGCGGUGCUAAACAGUCGCUCCAUAGCACCGCUGUCUCCAGACCCCAACGACGGAGAAGCUCUGACUCCCGGGCACCUACUAAUCGGAGCGGGUCUGCGUUCGCUGCCGCCAGAAUCCGUCGGAGAAGACAGCAACAACAAGAAGAGGUACUGCAAGCGCUGGCAGAUGCUCUCCGCUCUCAAGCAGAGGUUCUGGCGGGCUUGGUCGAGGGAUUACGUCCUAGGACUACAGGACAAGGCCAAGUGGCACUAUCCCCAGCCCAACAUAGAGGUCGGUCAACUAGUCCUCGUGCACGAGGACAAUCUGCCACCUCAAGAGUGGGUAACCGGCCGAAUCGUCAACGUCACCGAGGGCCAAGACGGAAAGGUCAGGGUGGCGGAAGUAAGAACAAGGACGGGCACAUUAAAAAGGCCAAUAAGGAAGCUCGCUCCAAUCCCGAUUUGUUAAAGUCCUGCAGCCAUUCAAUGGGGGCAGAAUGUUGGAGCAGUUUUAUUGAUUUUUUUUGCCUUAUUGAAUUUUGUUAAUUGUAAUUGUUACUUCAAUUUAUUUGUUUUUU
Messenger RNA from Musca domestica (house fly), 1240 nucleotides. RefSeq lists its product as uncharacterized. The coding region runs from base 318 to 1208 and encodes 296 amino acids. Lineage: Eukaryota; Metazoa; Arthropoda; Insecta; Diptera; Muscidae. The record is from RefSeq and is a predicted model, not a curated record. The transcript is spliced from 2 exons.